UAAAAUCAAGAGAACUCUUUCAACAAUUUUGGUGUUUUGAAAUUCAAAAUUUUCUGUAAAAACAAUACGUAAUUAAAAUUAUCGUUUUUAAAAACAAUUUAAUUAAUGUGUAAGUAAUUUGACUCAAUGAUAACUGCAGCAAUAGACAUAAAUAGUAUAUCUGAUUGAUUCAUUAUGACCACUGAAAUUGAUGAUAGGAAAAUGUUAUCGAAAGAAAAUAGUCUGAAUGAUAACAAAUCUCCAAGGUCAAGCUUCACCAAAACUGGGAGUACUGCAGAAUCUUCUCCAACUCUGGUCAAACCCAAUCACAAAGUCAAUUUUCAAAGACCCCAGCCCGGCCAACCUGCCCAUCCUCCCAGCCGGUCUAUGAUGCCUCAAGUCCACCAAACCCUCCACAGAGCCAGCCAGAUGAUGCCCCCUUUGAACCGAGAGCAGAUGUGGCUAUAUGCUGUGGCCUACGUCGCUUUGUACACUUUUCUCAUGCUGUUUCGCACUUCCACCUUCGGCUUUAUCUGUCUCUCCUUAUACACUGGACUGGUCACCUUGCUGGCACUCAGGCACUUUGGGCUCGGACCAUUGGCUGACCAUUUCAAUAGAAGUAGGUGAUGUGGUGACAGGUUUCGCUGUGAAUCGUUGGGUUUCUUGUGGUUUUUUAUGAAUACAAGUUUCAGAAUAUUGUGACA
Messenger RNA from Macrosteles quadrilineatus (aster leafhopper), 683 nucleotides. RefSeq lists its product as uncharacterized. The record is from RefSeq and is a predicted model, not a curated record. The transcript is spliced from 3 exons. Lineage: Eukaryota; Metazoa; Arthropoda; Insecta; Hemiptera; Cicadellidae. Bases 175 to 606 code for a protein of 143 amino acids.